Molecule: messenger RNA, 1850 nt
Organism: Labrus mixtus (cuckoo wrasse)
Lineage: Eukaryota; Metazoa; Chordata; Actinopteri; Labriformes; Labridae
Gene: bet1l
Product: Bet1 golgi vesicular membrane trafficking protein-like
Exons: 4
Coding region: 45-374 (109 amino acids)
Biological process (GO): regulation of retrograde vesicle-mediated transport, Golgi to ER; retrograde transport, endosome to Golgi
Cellular component (GO): SNARE complex; Golgi trans cisterna
Molecular function (GO): SNAP receptor activity
Source: RefSeq, a predicted model, not a curated record
CGCAAUCGCUGUACACACAGCUGAUCGUGACGUCACUCGGCAACAUGGCGGACUGGAAUAGAGGACAUGACUCUGUAAAUGACAUGCUGGAUGCUGAAAACAAACGGAUAGCAGAGAACUUGGCCACCAAAGUCUCCCGACUGAAAUCUCUUGCGUUUGACAUUGACAGAGAGGUGGAUGAUCAGAAUGACUAUCUGGACGGCAUGGACUCAAACUUCAUGAGUGCGACCGGCCUACUGAGCGGCAGCGUGAAGCGUUUCUCCACCAUGGUCCGAUCCGGCAGGGAAAACCGCCGCAUCCUCUGCUAUGUCUCUGUGGGCAUGGUCCUGGUCUUCUUCCUGCUCUACUACAUGAUCUCCAGGAUUCAAAGCUGACAGAGAAACCAAAAGGGCUAGAAGCUGGUCCUGAUGCCGAGCUGAGACUGUAGACUCUUGAUUCAAUCAUCUGUUGUCAGGAGAAGACUUAUUCUGGAGUGAGAACACAAACUCGAAGAAGACAGAAAACAUGUUGAAUCCUUGAACUGACCAGCAGGGGAUGUCUGGAAGCUCAACAGGGACACUGUAAUGAGAUUUGUCUUACCAAAGAUGCUGGUAGAAACAAGUUGCUUUCCCUUCCUUCUACUAACAGGAUUUAAUGUGUGCAAAAAGAAGGUGGAGCUCGACUGAUGCUGAGGUUGGAAUGACGCUAACCAGAUGAUGUUAAUGGACCGUCAAACCUCUGUCAUGAAAAACCUGCCCCACAAAAUGUGAUGCAUCACAGAGGCCAGGGUGCAAAUCCUCUUUCCUUCAAGGGGGAUUGAUUUUAGGAAAUCUAGACAUUAAAUCAAAUAUACAAAAAUUUAAUUCCAUUUUUGCAAAUCAGAUCCAAGCCACGUUUGCAGGUGGUAUGAAAUACAAAUUUCAUUGGAUUUCUAAAGAUGCAUCUCAGUCUGGAGGCUCAAAUUAGAUUUCAAAGUCUCUUUUGCAUCUGUCACAACACGCAACAAUAACAUCACUAUAAACCCAAACUGUUCACUUACAGGUGACAUUGCAGAAAGUCAGUCGGAAAAAGCCUGAACGGAGAAAUGAAUCAGAUUUUCCUGCAGUCUGAACAAAGCCAGAGUAGCUGUGAACUACUUCCAGACUAAAAAAAAAAAACAAUGUCAGCAGGAUUUUGAGAUUUGAAAAAAUUAGUAAUAUAGAAUUAAACACACAUAUGCUGUCAUCUCAUAUCAUUUCACAAAGGAAAUAGAGGAUCAAUACAAAAGUGAAAAGAUGUCAUUGAAUCGUUUUUAAACCUUUUGAUAUUACUAAAGGAAGAUCAAUGCAAAGAAAAGGAUUACAUUGUGAUUAACAGGGCUAUAGAAGAAUACUCAAACUUUAAACUUCAACAUGUUAAAAUAUUAUUUGAAUCCUUUAAACAUCAGUUAAAUUCCCCUUUAAUGUUACAGCACAUAAAGCUCAGUUUGUGUUUGAGGGUUCAACCCGUUUACUUCUAACAUUCAUUGAAAAAUGUUGACACCUGUUCUGUUCAUAAUUUACAGAAAUGUUUCAUACCAUUAUUACAUUUUGGCUUUAUCCUUUCUAUAUGUGUUUACAUUCCAGGUGUCUUUCUGUUAACUCUCUACAGACUAUAUUUGGUAUAUUAAUGUAUCUAUAAAUAAAAUGAAGGGUUUUCAGUGGGGUACAUGUUGAAGGUGAUUGGGAUUGUUUUGGGAAUUAUUUGAUGUAUGCAUAAGAAUAAUUUAUGGCUUGAAUUUAUCAAAACUUUAAGAAAGGAGUAUAUUUUUAUUUUCAUAAUAAUAGUUUAACUGAAAAAAUAAGAUUUUUUUUUGAUAAAUAAAUGAAAAUAAAUAAUUCAAUUAAAAAAAA